Messenger RNA from Amphibalanus amphitrite, 3770 nucleotides. Its product is annotated as zinc finger protein 219-like. NCBI's taxonomy places the organism in Eukaryota, Metazoa, Arthropoda, Thecostraca, Balanomorpha, Balanidae. The record is from RefSeq and is a predicted model, not a curated record. Gene Ontology annotation, molecular function: RNA polymerase II transcription regulatory region sequence-specific DNA binding; DNA-binding transcription factor activity, RNA polymerase II-specific. The coding region runs from base 172 to 1251 and encodes 359 amino acids. Gene Ontology annotation, biological process: regulation of transcription by RNA polymerase II. The transcript has 3 exons. Gene Ontology annotation, cellular component: nucleus.
GUCCGGCGCGGCACGGGGAGCCGUGCUGGCCAGAUCGAUCGCCGCUGGGAGAGGUGCUCGUGGUGCCGGGGCCGCUGCUGCCUCAGACACUCGCAGGACGUGGGACGGAAGAGCGGGCGCCAGCGGGCGCCGAGCUGCACACCACGUGAGCGCCUCCGGCACAAGGGACCGAUGGCUGCGGCGAUGAGCGGCGUCAGCCUGAUGGAGGCCAUCUCGGCGCGGCUGCGGCGCACUGACGUCACGCUGGAGCGCGCCGACAGCGGCGCAGAGGUCAUCAAGCUGGAGCGAGCCGACAGCAGCGAUGGCGCGCUGUCGCUGACGGCCGGCGGCCCGGCCGAGCUGCGCUGGCACAACGCGCCGAUCGCCACUUACGUGGCCGAGCAGCGUCUGUUCCGGUGCGGCCAGUGCGCCGUCACCGCGUUCCUGGCCCGCCCGAUGGCCGAGCACUGGCUGGGCGCGCACGCCGACUUCAAGGCGUUCCAGUGUCCGCACUGCCCGUACAUGAGCUCGUGGCAGCGGUGCGUGCGCAUGCAUCUGGUGCGUCAUCACGGCGACCGGGUCUCGGAGGUGGCCGAGUUCAGCAACAGCCACGUGAUGGCCGACAUCCUCGAGCGGCUAUCCGAGCUGAAGCGCGACUCCGAGCUGCGCGCACCGCCGUCGCCGGCCGACGACGAGCCCAUCGUCGAGGAAUUGGUGAUCGACGACGGCGCCGGCGGCAAGCGGCACCACUGCCCGCACUGUCCGUACUCGACGCACCGGCGAGACCUCUUCAACCGACACGAGAACAUCCACAAGUCGGACAAGCCGUUCCAGUGCUACAUCUGCCAGAGGAUGUUCAACCGGGCCGACCAUGUGAAGAAGCACUUUCUCAGGAUCCACCGCGACGAGCCGUAUGAUGUGACGCGCAUUCGGCGCAUCCCGCCCAAGACGCUGACGGCGCAGGUGUACUACUCGCGGGCGGCGUCGCUCACAUCCGACUCACAGCCACCGCGCUCCCCGGAGAAGCCGGUGGCGGUUGCGCCGUCGCCUCCUGCACUGCCACCACCGCCGCCGCCGCCGCCCCGCUCCAACCCCUCCGCGCGAAGACGUCAAGCCGCUGGUGCUGAGCCCGAACCCGCGUGUCGGCGUGCGCCGCUGGGCCGUGUCGCCGCCCGACAGUCCGGCGCCCACCAAACGGGCCGCCUCGCCGUGCGCCGAACAGAAGGAGAACCGACGCCAGCGGCGCGCCGACUCGACACCCAGCGAGUCUGACGCCUCCUCCGGCACAGAGGCCGCCGAGGCCCCGGAGCGCGCCAGCCGCCAGGGCGCGUUCGCCUGCCCCGAGUGCCCGUGGCGUGGAUUCGACUCGUGGUGUCUGAAGCGGCACAUGAACACACACACCAAGCCGUACACGUGUCCCCUGUGUCCGUACAAAGCUGCGCGCUCCGAGAGGCUCACCUGGCACGCCGCGAAAGUGCACGGCAAGAAGAUCUGCAUCAAGUGUUUCUAUGUCUGCGACGACCAGAUGACGCUGAGCGUCCACCAGUUGAGCACUCACCAGAACGGGCAGAGUCGGCAGGGCUUCACGUGCGUCAUGUGCGCCUACACGUUCAAGCUGCACACCGAGCUGGAGGCGCACAUGGUGGCCGAGCACGGGCGCGCCAUGCUCGACUGUUCCGUGUGUAUGUUCCGUACCACGGACCCGGCCGUGCUGACCGACCACGUUCGCUACAGCCACCAGCAGCGGCCGGGCGCGCAGCCGAGUCCGGCGCUUCCCGCCAGCGGCGGCAGCGCGGCGCCGCCCGUCAUCCUGAACGUGCCGUCCGUGCGCAGCGAGCCCACGUCAUCGCCGCCGCCGGAGGAGAGCUCCGAGCCGGCGCCGCCCCCUCCUCCGCCGCCCCCGCCCCCACCUCCACCGCCGUGCGAGGAGUGUCGCCAGGUGCGGCCGCCGCUGGUGUGCACCCACUCGGGCGGCACUCUGCGCUGUCAGGCGGCGCGGUGCCGUUUCGAGGCCGGCGACGCGGCCACCCUGCAGACGCACGUGUCGGCGCGUCACGCGGACGGCGCGCUGCGGUGCCCGCACUGCGCCGCGCCGCUCGGCUCGGUGCUCGAGUUCUGUCUGCACUGGCCGCUGCACCACGUGGCGCUGUGCUGGAGCUGCGCGCAGCUCACCGAGCAGCACUUCACCGUGCUGCAGCACGCGCCGCCGCCGGCCUCGGCAGCGGCCGACCCGGCCGACCCGGCCGCCAUCGACUGCGGAUCGUUCCUCCGGCUGGAGAUGAGAACCGAAGAGGAGGAGGAGGAGGCGCUCUUCACCGGCGAGGAGGAGGAGGAGGAGGCGGCCGGCGGUGAGCGGGGCGCCGUCAAGAGGAGCCGCAAACAGCCGCGGCCACAGCGCCGGCCGUCGCCGGAAGCCGAGGACGGACAGCAGGAGAACGACAAAGAGUAGAGGCCGGUCGAUAAAACCGAUAGCAGCGAGAUGGGACGGCGAUGCGAGAGCGCAUGUAAGGCAAAACAGAUCAAUGCUGCACUGGAAUUUGUAAAAGCGUAAGUGGUACCUCAAGCAUGUGGCAUUUGAAUGAACGUCGCGAAUGUCGACGGCAUUCGACGCAGCCUAUUGCUCACCCUCACGCGUCGGCAUGUUCUCAGCCCGCGGAGGGAGAAGUGGACUGCAGUGACCUGUAUCCGGCCGAAUCACCCAAGUGACCCGGCGCGAUGACGAACUGAGUCGGGACAGAGCUAGUGUAAAUGUGUGGACGUGCGACAGGCUGUCAGUGACUGACUCAGCGACCGUGUGUUCGUAUGACUCAUGUAGAGCCCAGAAGAGCUCGUGAGUGCCAUAACAGCUCGGCGAGGCAGCCGUGCAGAUCGAAAGCCGCAAAGCGCAUGAAAGUGGGAGCGUCUGUAGAGCAUGCCAAUGGCGCAUAUCAGUUACAUGUGCCAUAUACUUAAACAACACGUAAAAUGGAGGUUAGCUGUUCGGACUGCAUCACUUUAUCACUGACCUUCCGAUCAGCGUGGGGAGAUUUGCUCAAUAUGUUUCAGCGCGUGUAUUCCACGAUGUGCAUGUGUUUUGCGAAAUACGAAGGUCUUGAUCGGGCCCUUCAUAUCUUCGCUUCAGGGAACGUGAAACUUUGAGAGGUAUGGUGGAAUGCUCUAGUCAAAUUCGUACAAUGUACACUAUUUUAGCAUGAAUGUCAGUGUUAGUGGUGUUUAUUUUUAAAUGCAGCAUGCGUGUGAAUAUUGUAGCGAAUUCAGAAGUAGUGAUUACGUAGAUGUCCAAGCAGGUUAAGUAAGUACUUACUGUUCUAUUUAAUCAUAACACAUGGUUCUCCAAACGGAGUCACGGCCAUGAGCAUUGUGCCUCAACAAUACCCCUUAGAACAGGAUACCUCUCAGAACCAGCUAUUUUUGUAAACUAUUCAUCCAACCCUACAGUCGCAUAAGCUGACACAUCAAGUUUGCACAAAGAUUUAAACAUUGAAGCGUCGCUAUUUUUAGCUCAGGCCACGCUAUUCUAUGAUCAUACUAUCAAACUGAUUGAGCGACAAUAUCAAGCCAUCAGGCUUGUCAACCUGUUGGCUGUUUCAACUCACAACCGUGCUGUGACUGCCGAGUGACGAGCUAUUUUUGAAUUUUCCGAUCUAUGUCCUGUUCACAUGAUCCAGUAACAAAGCAUUUCCGCCAUUGAUCAAAAUGUACAAAUGUGGAUGUGUGCUGUCGUGUGACGAUCUAUUUUGUGUCGUGUUUUGUAACGCAUGUGUUUCUUAAAUAAACAUUACAUAAAAACA